This is a messenger RNA of Aspergillus glaucus CBS 516.65, 2988 nucleotides long. RefSeq names its product glycerol-3-phosphate dehydrogenase GUT2. NCBI's taxonomy places the organism in Eukaryota, Fungi, Ascomycota, Eurotiomycetes, Eurotiales, Aspergillaceae. The record is from RefSeq and is a predicted model, not a curated record. Gene Ontology annotation, cellular component: glycerol-3-phosphate dehydrogenase (FAD) complex; mitochondrion. Gene Ontology annotation, biological process: glycerol-3-phosphate metabolic process. The coding region runs from base 500 to 2650 and encodes 716 amino acids. The transcript has 4 exons. Gene Ontology annotation, molecular function: glycerol-3-phosphate dehydrogenase (quinone) activity.
AAAAAAAGAAGAAAAGAUCUACUGGAACCUGUUUUUUUUUUUUUCCCUUCUUUUAUCCCACCCUACGUAUAAUACUUACUGCACUUCCUGCCGUGUUGCUUGCUGUACUAGUUAGUACUCUCAACUGUACAGCUAAUCCUCCCUCGAUUCCUGGGUCAUUCACUCCCAAAACCCUUCCUUCCCUCCUUCCUACUUCCGCUAUUAUCUAUCUCCUCCCUUCCUUCCUCAUUCCUCCUUCUUCCUCGCUUAUUUGCUCUACACUAACUGCAACCCACCUAAUUGAUUCGCGCUGGUUGCUUCUCUCGACUUGACACGUCUAUUCUUUUCCCACCCUCCCCACUCGACCAAGACUGCAGGUCAAUUCAGGAUACCGUGGCCUCCGUCAUUGUCUUUAACCUUUCCUCCGAAACGGACAUUGACGUGCUGCAAAAAAGAAUUGUCCUAUCGCUGAAUUGAGUCCAUUGACUCUCCAGAAACCCCUCCCAAGACCAGAUUCACCAUGACUUCGCGCUUUUCUCGCAGACUCGUGAAACCCCUCCUCUACACCUCGGCUGCUGCGGCAGCAGGUGCUGGUGUUCUAUACAUUUCCUAUCGCCCUCGCAAUAUUCCUGGAUUGGAAGCUCCCGCAGUGCCCCCGCCGGGCUACCGUGAAGGAAAACUGAUUCCGCCUAGUUUCCCUGUGAUCAAGUCCCGCUUGGAGCAGAUUGAAGAACUCAAGCGCCAUUCGAGCAAUGAUAACGAUUACGACCUCCUUGUCAUUGGUGGUGGUGCCACAGGAUCCGGUAUUGCCCUCGAUGCUGCAACUCGAGGAUUGAAGGUGGCCAUUGUCGAAAGAGAUGACUUCAGUGCCGGUACCAGUAGCAAGAGUACAAAACUUGUGCACGGUGGCGUCCGUUAUCUAGAAAAGGCUGUUUGGGAUAUGGAUUAUAACCAAUACAAACUCGUUAAGGAAGCCUUAAGAGAACGGAAAUACUUCUUGAACACUGCUCCCCACCUUUCGAACUGGCUCCCGAUUAUGGUCCCUGUGCAAAAGUGGUGGCAAGCACCGUAUUUCUGGGCCGGUACCAAAUUCUAUGACUAUCUGGCCGGUUCGGAAGGAAUUGAGAGCUCUUACUUCCUCACCAAGAGUAAAGCGAUUGAUGCAUUCCCCAUGUUGAGAAGAGACAGUGUGAUUGGUGCCAUGGUUUACUACGAUGGUGCUCACAAUGAUUCGCGCAUGAACGUCUCUCUCGCCAUGACGGCUGCGCUGUACGGUAGUACCGUUGUCAACCACAUGCAGGUCACUGGUCUGACCAAGGACGCGUCUGGUAAAUUGAAUGGUGCUCGCGUCAAGGAUGUCAUUCCCGGAAAGGGUGGUCCGGAGGCUGAAGAAUUCACCGUUAGGGCCAAGGGCAUCAUCAACGCAACUGGCCCCUUCAGUGAUUCCAUCAGAAAUAUGGACGAGCCUGGUAUCAAGGAGAUAGUGGCCCCCAGCUCUGGUGUCCACGUCAUCCUUCCCGGAUACUACAGUCCUGCCGACAUGGGUUUGAUUGAUCCGUCUACAUCCGAUGGUCGUGUUAUCUUCUUCCUUCCCUGGCAAGGAAACACCAUUGCCGGUACGACCGACCAACCCACAGAGAUCACGCCUCAACCUGAACCAUCGGAACAUGAUAUCAACUGGAUUCUCAAGGAGAUCCGUGGAUACUUGGCUUCUGAUAUCAACGUUGAGCGGAGCGAUGUCCUCGCUGCAUGGUCCGGAAUUCGUCCCUUGGUUCGCGACCCCAAGGUGAAGAGCUCGGAGGCAUUGGUCCGUAACCAUCUCAUCACUGUCUCUCCCUCCGGUCUGUUGACCUGCGCUGGUGGAAAGUGGACCACCUACCGCCAGAUGGCCGAAGAAGCGGUAGAUGAAGCGGUUGACGUGUUCGGCCUCAAACCCCGUCACAUGUCGGAUGUUCCUGACAUCAGCGGUGUCGGAGGCAGUGGCCUCGUCUCGGACGGUGCGGUUCUCGAUGGAUCUUGCCAAACCCACCAGGUCCGUCUUAUUGGUGCACACGGUUUCUCUAAGACUCUCUUCAUCAACCUGAUUCAGCACUUCGGACUUGAAACCGACGUGGCCAAGCAUCUUACCGAGUCCUACGGUGACCGUGCUUGGCAAGUUGCGGCCCUGUCAUCCCCUACUGAGAACCGUUUCCCCGUUCGGGGCAAGCGCAUUUCCGCAUUGUAUCCCUUCAUUGACGGCGAGAUCCGCUAUGCCGUCCGUCAUGAAUAUGCCCAGACCGCCGUUGACGUCCUUGCUCGUCGGACUCGCUUGGCAUUCCUGAACGCCGAGGCAGCCCUCGAAUCGCUUCCCAACGUGAUCGACGUGAUGGGUGAAGAGCUGAAGUGGAAUUCUCGUCGAAAGGACGUUGAAUUUAAGGAAUCGAUCCACUUUCUUUCUUCGAUGGGUCUUCCCAAGACUUUCCUUGACAUGUCUAGAAACGAUGUCGAAGGUGGUAAGGUCAAGGAUGUCGAGAUUGCCGAGCGAAAGACAUUCUCCAGAACUGAACCCCCGGCGGACAUGUUGGAACCUGAUGUGCAGCUGAGCAUCGCAGGCCCCAAAGCGGCAGUCUCCAAAGAGACAACCCCGGAGUCGCCCAAAGGAAUUAACCCUGAAUCCCCAGCAAACAAAUAGAUAUGCUAUAGAAUGAUCUCUGUAUAAAUAAUUCAACUUGUAUUAUCUUCAGUUUCGUUUAUCCCAUGUUUAUAUCCAAUUUCUCUUGCGUUUUGCAGAGUUUGGCCUGACUGCAAGGAAUCGGAGAACAAGACAAGGAGUCUACCCACUGCUAGGGCAGUCGAUGUUACUCCUUCAGGCAGGUGUGAUUGCCCAGGCCACCUUCCCUAUGACUCCUUUCUUGCCCCUUACCUCGCUUCCUUCAUGUCCAUUACGAACAUACAACAGCUCAUUGACAGCAAGCAUCCAGAACAUAUCUCAUGUGUCUUUUUUCCCACUAGGUUCCUCUGCUUUUGUCG